Messenger RNA from Plectropomus leopardus (leopard coralgrouper), 2536 nucleotides. RefSeq names its product phosphoinositide-3-kinase regulatory subunit 6b (gene pik3r6b). Gene Ontology annotation, biological process: positive regulation of MAP kinase activity; G protein-coupled receptor signaling pathway. Gene Ontology annotation, molecular function: 1-phosphatidylinositol-3-kinase regulator activity. NCBI's taxonomy places the organism in Eukaryota, Metazoa, Chordata, Actinopteri, Perciformes, Serranidae. Gene Ontology annotation, cellular component: phosphatidylinositol 3-kinase complex, class IB. The record is from RefSeq and is a predicted model, not a curated record.
CGUGAGAGCAGAUACGGUGAUGAGCUCCUCCGGGUCACUGUGGACGGUGUGUGUGCGCGUUUGCUCAUGUUGCUGAAAUUAUCCUGAGACUCUAAAGAGCAGAAAAGAUGGUUGAUCCUUCAGCUAACGUGAGCCUCUCGCCUGAGGAGAUCAGCCUUCACAACGACAUCCAGGCUCUUCUCAAAGAGAUGAGCAGCCAGAGCGCUGCGCAGACAGGAGUGCGUCGAUGGAGUCUUCAGAAGAAGCUGGAGGCCGAUCCGUCCGGCAGCGUUUCACUGAUCACAGUUUUGGUCAAAGAGCUCAACAAGAAGCUGAAGAGGAUCAGUGAGAUUCAUAAAACACGAUCCUACAAGCGCGUCGUUCCGAUGCUGCACACGCUCUACUACACAGUCCUUCAGUCCGGUGUCAUGAUUCCCACCAGCCUCUACCAGACGCUGUACGAGUGUUUGAUGAAACUGCUGAUUUUACCGUCGCCGUACUCUGCUGUGGUCCUGCACACUCUGAGGAGCAUCAAGAUGGAAAUGAGCACACCAGGCUGCUUAUAUCAGAGGAGAGUCACUGCAGAGCAAAACCUGAAGACUGAGAGUUUCACCCGGCAGGAAAAGGUGUUUGUGCUCGCUGACCCGGCUGUGUUUUCCGCUCCGCUGGAGGCGGCGGCGCGGAGACACUUGGAGGCGUCCAACUUUCUCAGGGACACAAUGAACGCAGAGAUCAACGUGGUGCAACAUGUGCUGCAGACGGGACUCGGGGCGACCUGCAACAACACGAGACUCGCCCAGGCUCUGGAGGCUUUAGGGGAGCAAACGGUGGAGAAAUAUUUCCAGGAGGUGGUUGCAGCCGUGGAGAUGAGCGUGAAGCUCGGCGCAGGAGGUCGAACAGUUUAUCUGAAAAAACUAAAACACAUAUACAGAGACAUCUUGUCCACCUCCACAGAAGGAAAAAACAGUCUGAAUCAUUCUGGGUGCAGCGCUGCGAUGCCCCCUCCAGAGGUCAACUUCAUCUUGUGGACAGACGAAGAUGUCCUAUGGAACGUGCUGGCAGACUUCGCCUGUGGUUCCUGCUCUAACUCCACCAGCAUCGAUGAAGAAGACAAGGACAAGAGAGACUCGGUGCGGUCUGAGGACAGCGGGAUAGAGAGAGACCUGAAGGACUUUGAGGACGCAGUCCCGUCUCCUGUCACACACACUGCACCAGUGAUCAAACGGAGGAACGCCUUCAAGUCCAUGAGGCCAGGAGACAGACUGAGCCUCAUGAAGGACAAGAUGGACACGUUUCCCGGAGGCUCUGACCUUAAAGAAGACGGGAGGCGUCACACGGCUCGGGUGGUGGUGAUGGGGGACGACCGCGUGCUGGGAAGACUUGCAAGGACGUAUCACUCCAUCCGAGAAAGAGAGUCGAAACGUCUUCUUCUGACGAAGAAACUGAAUCUACGGUUGUACUACGUCCCGGUCAGCGACGUGGAGUCGUCCGUCAGUUUACCUGCGAGCCACGCAGACUCGCUCAGAGCGUCGCAGACUGACUGGUAUUGUGCAGAGGACUCUGAAGGACUCUGCAGCACUGGUUAUUCCUCACCGGAUCGCCCGCGCCAGGACGGAGGCAGACUGUCUCUCGCCGCCUCGUUGGGCAGAGCGGAUCCGUGGUACCACAGCAACGUCAACAGUCUGGCAGCUACAGUCUCCAAACUGGGAGAAAUGCACUCUGAUCACAGCGAGACAUCACAGCAGAGUCUCUUCCUGCUGGACGCUCUGUCUUACUACCUGCGCUGUGGGACGCAGACGGUUAACCUGCCGCUUUAUUCUGUGAAGAUGACUCGCUCUGGAUGUGACGUGAGCUCUGUGGUGGACGAGGUGUUUGUGUCGCACCUGGAGGCCAACCUCCCAGAGUUCAGACACCUGAAGGAGAGGAUGAAAAAGGAGCCGGCUGCACGCCGAAAAAAGUCAUCAGUGGAUCUCUUUGGGGCCGUCAUGUCAGUCAGUUAUUCAAAGAUGUGUUUAAGCAAAAGAGAAGUCCUGAAGGGAGGGGCGCCCAUGGUGUGUGGCGUGGUGAUUACAUCUGAGCCGGCAGCUUUCGCAUCAGGAGAGGAUCACCUCACUGUCAGCUUUGACAGUUUGAACCCCGGAUACAACACAACGAUCCAAACGCAGAACAUCAGCAUCAGGACGAUGGAGAAUCGAACGCUCGCCGUGUGUUUGGACAAAGACUCCCGCAGGACUUACACUGAUGUUCACAGGAUAGAGAUUUCUCCGUGUUUGGAUCCAGGAUGCAGCAUCCGGUCCAGGUUUAUUGUGAGUCUGGACCGAGAGCUGCUGAUCAGCAAGUAUCUGGACAAAGUGCUGUCACUGCCGAUCCACAGCUUCACUGGUGUGACCGCCUGAUCCAGCUGCCUGCUUCAUGUGUGCAGAUUUCUGCACGCUGAUGUACAUAAUGCUGCAUCAACACCAAACUGUGUUAAGAUGUUUGUCAAAUUUUAAUUAUCUGCUAUAAAUACUAAAGAGGAGGUGUUAAACUAAAAAAUCAAAAGUAUAAUUAAAAUGAU